Molecule: messenger RNA, 1277 nt
Organism: Ricinus communis (castor bean)
Lineage: Eukaryota; Viridiplantae; Streptophyta; Magnoliopsida; Malpighiales; Euphorbiaceae
Product: ribosomal RNA processing protein 36 homolog
Exons: 10
Coding region: 248-1030 (260 amino acids)
Biological process (GO): maturation of SSU-rRNA from tricistronic rRNA transcript (SSU-rRNA, 5.8S rRNA, LSU-rRNA)
Cellular component (GO): 90S preribosome; nucleolus
Source: RefSeq, a predicted model, not a curated record
AAGGCUUAGUCGAUUAACAAUCCCAGCCACUUAGUAAAGCUCAAGGAGGUGAUAGCACAGCAACCGGCUUCUCGUUUUACUAAAAUAACGGGUCGGUUCUUAAUUCUCACGUAUUACCGGGUCCCUCAAUUUGAAGAUUUAGACACUAUCUUCUCAGUUUAACCUAAAACCCUCUCUGUUUCCCGAAGAAGAGACUAUCUUUUAUAACAAACUACAAGGAUUGAAUCUAUUGGGAUAAUUAUUUAUUAUGCUCUUUAACGGCAAAAUGAACAAAUUCAAAAAAGAAACUGCCACUUCAAGCAAAACCCAGAUUGUGGAAAGUGAUGAAGCAGAGCCAGAAUUAUCAUCAUAUUCUUCUCUAGACGACGAAGAUGAGGAGAGUGAGAUAGAGAGAGAAAUUGCAGAUGCGACAUUUGAGGAAUUGCAAAAAGCAAGGUCUAAUGGGUCUAUUUCAGUUCAUCAAAAACCUAAGCAAGAGAAAAAGCCUGGAAGGGCGAACAAGAAUAGGCCAAUGGAGGUUAGUUGCAAGAAGCCUGUGAGUCGGUUUCGAGAGGUUUUUCAAGCUCCUAAAAAGGUGGUACGUGAUCCCCGGUUUGAGUCUCUCUGUGGCCAACUCGAUGUUGACGGGUUUAGGAAAAGAUACAAUUUUUUAUAUGAGGAAAACCUCCCUGCUGAAAGAGAGGAAGCGAAGAAGCAACUGAAGAAAUCGAAUAACCCAAAAGUCAUUGAUCAAUUGAAGAACCACAUAUCUUUGAUUGAUAAAGAAUUAAAGUUUGAGUCAACCAAACAAACUGAUGCAGCGAUACUGGCUGAGCACAAGAAGAAAGAGAGAGAAGCGGCAAAGCACGGCAAAAAACCCUUUUAUAUGAAGAAUUCUGAAAUACGGAAGCAAAGACUUAUCGAGAAGUUCAACAAACUUAAGGAAUCUGGUAAGCUUGGAUCUUUUAUUGAGAAGAGGAGGAAGAAGAAUGCGUCCAAGGACCACAGAUACAUGCCAUACCGCAAUUCCGAGCAUACCGACUGCUGCUAAUCAAGGAAAAAGGGAAACAUAUAACUUUUUCAGCAAUGGUUUCUGUUGGCCUUGAAGAUGAUAUGGUGGAAAUGACAACAUUUUUAACCAAGAUUUUAAACACUUAAUAAAUUUAAUAUGGAAGACCUUGUAAUUGAACAAGAAAAACAAACCCCCUAUAUUUAAUUGUAUUAUGUUAGGCAUCAGGAGGGGAAACAUGAUGGAUUUAUUCCAUCCUUAAUUGAGAUACCUAGUUGCUUGCUUUGCA